Messenger RNA from Peronospora belbahrii, 1125 nucleotides. The record is from the annotation of a GenBank genome assembly. NCBI's taxonomy places the organism in Eukaryota, Oomycota, Peronosporomycetes, Peronosporales, Peronosporaceae.
AUGGUGAAAGGGCGCUUUAUUAUGAACCCAUUCACGGAGUUGGCUCUCUCGGGAAAUGAUCACUCGCAACUUGAGACAUUAGCAAAGACUUUGAUCAUGUCGAACCUUGAGAAAUACUUGGCAUAUCAGGACGAAAAGAUAAAAGGAGUGGUGGAUCCACUCCGGUGGAAGCUGUAUAAACAGCAUCAAGGAGUUACGAUAUACGUUGAGCGACCAGGCUGUACUUCAUGUAGUGAGCAUGUUUCUGGCAAUGACUUGCCGUUGAUUCGGGGCAUUGGUAACGUGGAAGGUAAACUUGACGAUCUUAUGUACGGUCUCGUAAGUCCAACGCUCGAGAUGAUGCGUGUCAAGGCCUCGUAUGUUGAAGACUUUAGCGGUGCUGCAGUGCUCGAUAGCAUUGUCGAGCCUUCCCUGGAGGAUCCUUUCCAAGCUUUAGUUGUCAAGUGGAUGGAGAUUGACAUUCCGUUUGCUUCAACAAGUCUCGUCAAGAAUCGCGACUACGUGUACAUUGAUGCAACGGGCUUUGUGCGUACCAAGAACGGUGAGCGGUUGGCAUAUCACCUUAUGCACUCGGUGAAUUUCCCCAAGACGCCAGACCUACCGAACCGAAUCCGUGGCAAACUAUCAUCGGUGGCAUUCUGGCGGCAGACCGGACCUAACGCUAUAGAAUUCUUUGGUACUGCCGUCAUGGACCCAGUUGGUGCUAUGACGAAACUGAUUGCUGUUCCUACCAUAGGUGGUCUCUUUUUCUCUACUUUAAAGUAUGCUUUUUGCGGUCAAAUGAAGAAAUUGACGUUCAUGCUUGACAAGAAAUAUGCUGAAUCCAAGCUGCAAGGUAUACCCCAGAGGAAGAACGUGUGUGUCACGUGCUCGAGUCCAAUGACUGGUAGACGACUUGGCAACUUUGGCAAGAGCAAUCAUACAUGUAAACUCUGUUGUGGGUUUCGAAAGGUGACAUUUUGUGCCUCGUGCAUUAGUGAAUCAACGAGGAUGAGUUCGAGUACUACAGCUCGUACUCAGUUGGUAGCUAGUGGUACAAAUAUUCAAGGACAGACAAACUCGAGAAUGCAUUUGUUUGAUUUAUCAGACAGCAUUCAUUCGAAUAGUAUUGUCUAUGAAUAUUAG